AUGAGUAGUCUUUCAAAGUUUUUAAAGGAACCAACCACUGUGUAUGGUGGACUAAAGGCCAAUGAUUUAAAGCAAGAACCUCAUUAUUCUUUUUUUGAUGGGGAGAACAAAUUCCUUGUUCGUGAAAUCGAAUCUCAAAAAUUAGUUCCCUUAAAAACGAAACUCUUGUUUGAGAAGGCAGGUAGUUAUGAAUUUUACACUGUAGAGCAUGGAUUCAUUCCUGUUGAAAUGGAUUGUAAGCAAUUCAAAGUUUCAGAUUUGUUACUAUUAAACCUUGGUAAAAAGAAGAAGGUCUAUGAACAAGAAUAUUAUGGAGAAAUUUAUGAUAAGAACGCAAGAAUCAUUGAAGAGAAACGUUUCUUUCAAGAUGAUCAAACAGAGCCUUACUUUGGAGGAAAGGUAGUUGUUGGUAUUAAGUCAUAUUUCGGUAAAAUGUUAAGAACAGAUAAUUCACACAAGAAGCUAUUUACCUUUAACAAUAAGCCAUUGAAAGAAAAGAAAGAGUUGGUGAAAACUUCCUUGCCUAUUGCAUCUUUGAAGGAAUCUGAACAUUCCAAAAUUGGUAAGAUUUCAAUACAAUAUUAUCCAUUAACAAUCAAAGUUACAAGAAUAUUUCUACGAAAUUUCCCUCUCCUUGAAACUUUUGAGAUAAACGAAAGAAAUAAUUUGAUUGAAUAUCUUCAUCAAAUGGUGGGCCUUUACAUGGCAGAUGGAAACUCACGAAAAUUCCAAAUAUUCCUUAAUGCAAAAAACGAAAAGGAAUUGACGGAUUUUCUUAUUGAAAAGAUGAAACUAAUCUCUGGAGAUUCAUUUGGAAUCAAGGAACAAAUAAUUUUUAGAGAUUCCGUUCAUAAUUCUAUUUCUUUUGCCAAUCAAAUUGAUUUAACUGAGGAUACAAAGCAAGAUUUGGAAGAAGGUGGAUUUUUCGAAUCUAAUUCUAACAUUGUCGCAUUGAAAUCAUUGUAA
Naegleria gruberi is the source of this 966-nucleotide messenger RNA. RefSeq lists its product as uncharacterized. The transcript is spliced from 2 exons. The record is from RefSeq and is a predicted model, not a curated record. NCBI's taxonomy places the organism in Eukaryota, Heterolobosea, Eutetramitea, Acrasida, Naegleriidae. Bases 1 to 966 code for a protein of 321 amino acids.